CACCGAUUGUAUUCCAUCCAUCACUUCCAUCCAUCCCUCCUCCCACUCUUCAAACCCAGAAUCGAGUAACGGUUAAUUUCUUAUCCACUCUCUCCUUUGGCACCGUGGAAGGCAGAAACUUUGCACCGCAUAACGCAGACUGGCAUCUUCCUCCAAGCGAUUCCAAACGACUGAUGCUCUUUCACGCGUUGAGAAAGUGGAGAUGAACCAGUUCGACGCUUAAAGAGAGGCAUUAAAAAAAGUUGUGGAUGGUUACUUUCGCGCACAAAUAUUUAAAGGACUAUUUUGUCUCCAUAAGUUGCAGGGCUGUGCAGGAGCAGGUCAAAUUCUUCCCUCAGCAAACCUAUCCUCCGCAGGCAGGCUGGAAGACCAUCCACCCGGGAGAUCACAGCGAAUCCGAAGAGCGCAGAUGAUCGCAUCUGGUGUUUGUGGCGUCGCGCUGGUGCUGGGGUUGGUGGUUCUGAUUCCGGUGGUGGUGAACUCCGCCGGAACUCCUGCCCGCUAUGAGAUGCUCGGAUCCUGUCAAAUGGUGUGCGACUCCCACGGGACCGCAGCUACGGCUACAGCCAAGGCAACCAACCCGAUCAAAGACAACCGCCUGGUUCAGUCGCUUCCCACGUUCAUUCAGGGUCCUCAAGGAGAGCCGGGACGCGUCGGGAGGAUGGGUCCCAGGGGUUCGAUGGGCGAACCCGGGCCACCUGGACCUGCCGGUCCGCCCGGGGAGAGGGGGCCACCUGGCCCUCCGGGUCUACCGGGGGCACCGGGAGCGAACGGGCCAAACGGUGCCAUCAGUGCAGCCACUUACAACACCGUCCCCAAGAUAGCCUUUUACGCAGGACUGAAGAAGCAGCACGAGGGAUAUGAAAUACUGAAAUUUGACGAUGUUGUUACAAACCUUGGAAACCACUAUGAUCCCUCUAGCGGGAAAUUCACCUGUUCGAUACCGGGGAUUUACUUCUUUGUUUACCAUGUGCUGAUGAGAGGCGGGGAUGGAACAAGCAUGUGGGCUGACCUCUGUAAAAACAACCAGGUGAGAGCCAGCGCCAUCGCCCAAGACGCCGACCAGAACUACGACUACGCCAGCAACAGUGUGGUUCUUCACCUGGAGCCCGGGGACGAGAUUUAUAUUAAGCUGGACGGCGGAAAGGCGCACGGGGGCAACAAUAACAAGUACAGCACCUUCUCCGGCUUCAUGUUGUACGCUGAUUGAAACACGGACAGAUCUGCUGAAGAGACGAGAAAGAGAGAGAGAGAGACUGGGAGGAUAAAAGAGCUUCUCUGCAUAUAGCUUGCUUCACCGCUCGUGCUCAGUUCAAUGUCAGCUGGAUUAUUAGAGGCAGAGCUCACCGUUUCUAUAACUCAAACAGAAUCAGCAGUGAUGUGGAGGAGGUCAUGCAAAAACAGAAAACUGUGCUGGGCAAUAGCGACGAGCUGACAGUGUAAUUACAAAACCAAAAUAACAGUUUUAAUUUGUACAGCACCCACUUGUACCCUUGUCACAUUGAUUAGUGUUGCUCGUGCUCCCUGAAUGAAAUGUCGUGCUUUAUGAAUUAAGUUUGCAGACGGUAGCUCGUGUGGUUACACAUGUCCCUGUAGAUGGAAAGUUUAUAAUGUGAUGACUCACCUAUAGGUGCAAAUAUGAUAUUAUAUAUACAUAUAUAUUCACAUGACCGCUUACAGUGCUGUUAAACCAUUUGUGUGCUUUAUUUAAAGGCAAAAAAAGAGUCACAGUGGGUGAAAUUUGGAUGAAAAUGUUGAAAAGCUGUAGUUAUGCAUGUUUAAUCAAAAUGACGUUUUAACACUGUGCAACAUUAGGAGACUUGACAAGAAAAAACUGUAAAGGGCCAUUCGUACUGAUGCACGAAUUCAUCAGUGUAACUCGUUUUUCUUGCGUGUGUCAACAUGGCAUCUGGUUGAGACAACAUGGUGGUCUGGUGGUUAGUCACAAAACUGGACAGCCACCGCUGACAGAAAUGUUAUAUAACGCUCAUCAAUCUGCUUGCUGAUUAUUAAACUCCUCCAGAGUCGACUGUCAAUUCAGAUGUAAAAUGUAGUGCGGUAUUAAAUUCUCACGCUCACUUUGUAAUCCUCCCCAGAAGAUUAAUCAAAGUUAGAUAGUUGUUCACGCCGCACAGUCAGCUGUGGCGAUCGCACCAUUGAUCAUGUGGCGAAGUCACCCUGCGAGGCCACCUGUUCCCAGAUGAGAGGAGAACAUGUCCUUCAUCCGGGCCUGCCAGCCAGUCAGCCUCCCAUAGACACGCAGACACCCACCGAGGGGCAACAGGACAACUCAUCUAACACAGCCACAUUGUGUCAAGAGCAGAGCAGCAUACUGAUUAGUAAUGCGCUCAUUAUUUCCCUUCCAUAUAACGUGUUUGCAUAAGUGUCGCCUACGAAUACAAAGAGAGCAGCUAUGACAUUGAAAUUACAAAUAACAAUAAAAAAAAUUGAAAAAAA
Messenger RNA from Maylandia zebra (zebra mbuna), 2457 nucleotides. It is a transcript of the gene c1ql3b, whose product is annotated as complement component 1, q subcomponent-like 3b. The record is from RefSeq and is a predicted model, not a curated record. Gene Ontology annotation, molecular function: protein binding. Lineage: Eukaryota; Metazoa; Chordata; Actinopteri; Cichliformes; Cichlidae.